GCACAACUUAACUUGACCCAGAAAUGAAAAAAGAAACUAACCCAGAAGUUCAUAAAACUUGUGCAAACAGACAGACAGACACACACACACACACCCCCACACACACAAGGAAAACAUUUGAGCAAAGGGGUGUGUAGUUUAGAUGAAAUGAAACUCAGAUAGUGCACUAAUACAGACGAGUGUGGUCAGAAUAAGGAAGGACAGGUUGUCAGAGACGUGGAAAGGAUCAGAACUUCACCGAGAUAACAUGGAUUCAGCCAUGAGUUCCUUCGCAUCCCUCACAUCUUCCUUCACUUCUCUUCGAGACACUCCUGUAUCCAUCUUGCAACACCUCAAAUGUUCCAUUUGCAUUGACUUGCUGAAUGAGCCUGUCACUACCGCCUGUGGUCACACCUUCUGCAGUGCCUGCCUAAGCUGCCACAUGACUAUCAAUGACCUAGUCUGCCCAUUAUGCAAGCAGCAUCUAAAGAUAAAACCAAAGAUCAACAUUGCCUUUAGAGAUAUUCUGAAGGACUUCCUUGAAUCCCAAAAGCCAAGACAGGAUGAGUUCACUGGACAGUCGGGGGAGGUCCCCUGCGACAUCUGCCCUGAUAAUAGCAAAUAUAAAGCAGUCAAGUCCUGUCUGAUGUGCUUGUUGUCAUACUGCGAUAGACAUCUUAAAAGGCAUCACAACAAGUUACGUUCCAAAGGGCAUAAGCUGGUGGCACCUCUGAAUGAACUGGAUCAGCGGGCGUGCAUGGUCCACGGCAGGCCUCUGGAGCUCUAUUCAGUCAGCGAGGGAAAGUUAAUCUGCAGUCUCUGUGUGCAAGGAGGCACAAAUGUGGUGUCUGUGGAGGAAGAAAGAGACAGAAGGCAGGCAGAGCUGGACACUGUUAUAAGCGAGCUCAAACAGAAAAUACAAAAGAGAGAGGAGAAAGUGCAGGAGUUGGACAAUUCUGCAACAAACUGCCUGGCUCUGAUUGACCAGGAGACAAAGGAAAUUAAAAAGAUUUUCAAUGCCAUAAAGAAGGCAGUUCAGAAGGCAGAAGACGAGGUGCUGAGCCCUUUAGAAGACCGGAGGAGGCAAGUGGAGCAGGAGGCAGAGAAGCUGAAAAAGGAUUUGCAGAGAAAGAUCUCCACAUUGAGUGAAACCAUUUCAGAUCUACAAAUAUUGGGGGAUGAAGAAGACCCUGUGUUCUUCCUACAGAGUUAUCCCUCCGUCACAAUGGUAGAUAAUGGCAGUGACGGGACUUCUGUUUUCUUGGAUACUGAUUUGAGCUUUGGCACAAUAAGGAGCCUGGCGGUGACCAUGAUGGCUGAUAUUGAGGAAGAGUUUGAGAAACUCUCCAGAAUUGAAACUGCAAGGAUUAAGAAAUUUGGAGUGGAUGUGACUCUGGAUCCAGAAACUGCUAAUGCUCAACUCCUAAUCUCUGAUGACCUGAGAGAGGUGCGAAGCUCUAUGGAGACAAGGGAUGCAUCUGAUAACCCUGAGAGUUUUGAUCUGUUCGGCAGCAUUUUGGGACAGAACUGGCUGACCGAUGGCAGGGCCUUCUGGGUAGUGGAGGUUGGGAACAAACAAGGCUGGGAUAUUGGGGUGGCAAGAGAGGAGGCCAACAGGAAGGGCGCAAUCUCCCUCAAACCAAGCCAAGGAUACUGGGCCAUUGUGCAUUAUAACAGCGACAAUUAUGCAGCUCUGGAAGACCCUCCCACCCUGCUGUCUCUUUCAAACAAACCCCGCAAAGUAGGAGUGUUUGUUGAUUUCAACGAGGCAUUGGUCUCCUUCUAUGACAUGGAAGCAGAGACUCACAUUUACUCAUUUACUGACUGUGCAUUCGGAGAAGUAAUUAGGCCCUACUUUAGCCCCCACCUUAACCACGAUGACCCGUUGGUCAUCUGCCCUGUUAAUCCCAGUGAAAUGGGAAAUGGGAUUUUUGGGCAACUGUAAAUCCAAAUCAAUGCUGUACAAUCAAUUUCAUAGACCCUUAUGCAAGAACAGUGAAUGACAUAUUCACUAGAAUAUACUGUAUUCAUACAUUUAUGAAAGAAAGCAUUUAAAGAUAUGAACUUAAUUCUGUGUAAUACUGUGAUUUUACUGGCAAUUUAUAUAUAAGCAAAUAUAUAUAUAUAUAUAUAUAUAUAUAUCACCAGGACUGGUUACUUGCACAUAAACAGUCAAAAUUUUCAAAAGUCACUUUAUAAUCCUAAGGGUCCUAAGGCAUUUAAGAUGGCCGUUACUGUAGUGCAAUGUACUGUGCAUUGAAAUGUCAAUGAUUUGCAAACCAUAAUGAAAGAAUCAUUCUUUUCUAUAUUAAGCUAGAGUUUGUAGGUCUGACAUUUGUUGUGAUAAUUGAUGAUUUAGGGGAUCAUUAAAAAUGCAUAUAUAUA
Molecule: messenger RNA, 2364 nt
Organism: Pangasianodon hypophthalmus (striped catfish)
Lineage: Eukaryota; Metazoa; Chordata; Actinopteri; Siluriformes; Pangasiidae
Product: E3 ubiquitin-protein ligase TRIM39
Exons: 7
Coding region: 248-1924 (558 amino acids)
Molecular function (GO): protein binding
Source: RefSeq, a predicted model, not a curated record